Messenger RNA from Symbiodinium necroappetens, 1671 nucleotides. NCBI's taxonomy places the organism in Eukaryota, Dinophyceae, Suessiales, Symbiodiniaceae. The record is from the annotation of a GenBank genome assembly.
AUGUUCUCAUUGUCGGACUUGCGAUCCUCUUUUACCGCCCCGAAGCGUUCAUCGCGGACGUACACGACCAUCGAGGCCACUGCUUUGCACGAGUCCGUUCCUCCGGACCGCUGGUGCAUCACGCGUUCGGACCUAAAGUACCUUGGACAAGAGGUGCGGAAGGCGAUCCAAAGUGGGGAAAUUCGUCCACCGGAUGAUGGAAGCGACGAUUUCCAGGCCUCUGACACGAGGUAUGGCCCAAGCAUCUACACAGUAAACAAGCAGCACAUCAUGCCAGUGACGGAGCGGUUUGGCAAAGUGAGCUGGGCUUUGCUGCAACACCCAGAUGGUUUGGAUUGUGACCUUUUCAUCAGCCAUGCCUGGCAGGAGGGUGUGUUCGAGUUCCUCUCGAAGGUCUUGCAUUCUUGGCCUGCAGAUGCACGACAUGCCUGGUGCUGCAUGCUGGCCAAUCCUCAGAAUUUGGACAUCGGUUCCCUGCUGCAGUCUCCAAUCAGCUCACCGUUUGCACUGGCACUCAAAGCCUCGACAUAUGUUCUUGUUGUGCCGAAUCACCACUGCAGCAUCUACACCAGGCUUUGGUGUGGGUACGAAGCCUUUCGCGCUCACGAGGAAGGCAAGACAAUCUUCGUCGCCCGUGCACCAACGGGCAAGAAGAAGAUGGUUGUCGUUCUGUGGACGACCCUGGCAGGACUGUUGGGUUUCUUGCUGGGAAUCUUCUCCUGGCACCUCCAUGGGUUGUACCUAUGUGUGAUGACGGCUGCCGCCUUCGGCAGCGUCUGUAUGGAACAUCAGGCCUGCCGAAGGAUCUUGAACUUGACAGGUGCAUUUAUGUGCGGCACCCUUCUCUACCGCUGGAAGGUGAUCGUUCCCUUGCAUGGCCUGACCCGCCAUCUGGCUCUGAUUCCCGACGCAGCGCAGCAUCUUCUCCUUGUCUCCGGCAUCUUGUUCUUCAAUUUACUCGAGGUCGACCGUAUCAUUGGACAAAGCCAGAUAGACGAGGCCAAGCAGCUCAGUCAUGGCUAUCAAGGCAGCAUUGAAGAUGCCACGUGCUCCGAAGCAGCCGACACCAUGCGGAUUUUUCAGGAGAUUGGCGAGAGGACCGGCGAUGUAGACUACGCCAUCCAUGUGCUGCUGGGUGCUGGGAUGUCAACGCCGACACUUCGAACAGUCGCCCGUGCAGGGGUGGACAUCUCUGGUGCGGGCUACACCGAAAUGGCCUUUCCCUGUCUGGACCUGGGGCCAUUUCUUAUUCACAGCGUGUCACUGGUGCUGACGAGUGUGCCUGUAUACCGUCUUCAGCAAUGCUAUCGUUGGAUUCCUUGCUUGUUGUCCACUUGCGCUCGCCUUAUCCUGCUCAUCAGUCUCUGGCGCAGUGCCAACGAUGAGAGAUGCUUCAUUCUGAAGAUGAUGGCGAAGAUGAUUGCGAUGUAUGUGGGCCUCACCUUUCCUUUGGUGGUGAUAUUUCAAAUAGCUUCGUCUCGGAAUGAGUGGAGUUUCUUCGGAAUUACGGUGUUCAUCAUGAUUGUGCACAGCAUCAUGGUGGGGUCCGCUUGUCUGGGCAUGCAACGACUGGCGACACUUCCGCUUGCAGGGCCCUGCAUGCUGCAGCUGUUCUUGGGCCGCGGCCGCUGUAGUGUCGCCAGCACCAGCACCGGGGUCGCAUGGGACUAG